Parascedosporium putredinis is the source of this 1764-nucleotide messenger RNA. Lineage: Eukaryota; Fungi; Ascomycota; Sordariomycetes; Microascales; Microascaceae. The record is from the annotation of a GenBank genome assembly.
AUGGAUAUCCAGUCGUUGAUCACGGAUGCAGAUGGCGACGCCAUUUUCACGUACACGCCGAGAUCGUCCGACUUUCCGCAGCAUGACAUAGAUUUUAGGUCCGAAGAUGCCUUUAGGUCAACGACGAACGACGAAUUGACCACUCCAUUCCUCCGAAACGACCCACGCCCUCUUCUCUGUCACGAUGCCGACAUUGAAAACUUCUACUUGCUCUCUCCCGACGCCACCUCUUUGGCCGCGACCCUACCCGAACAGUCAAGUUACGCCGUUGCUUCCGUAGGCCUAGACGGCCUCCCUACAGAAAUACAUGAGGCUAUCCUCGACCACCUCUUUGGAUUCCGCAUCUCGCCGCAGUCCAAGAGCUCCGUCGACCUGGCCUGCGUGACUAAGCCAUGGGGGACUUUGCACCGGUACUCUCGGCGCAAGGAGAUCUCGCAGCUGGCUCUUGUGAGUCGGGUCUGGCGCCCAUUGAUACAAAGCCGCCUCUAUCGCCAUAUCAAGAUUCAAGGCAGCCAUGAUUCCCUUGUUCGAGCAGCCAAUUUCUUCAUGGAUCAUCCUCACCUAGCCAACUAUGUCAGACACCUAGAGGCUUGGUUUCCCGUUUUCCAGCCCCGUUACGGUCAGUCCGCCACGGAUGCGAACUCGACGCCUGUUGUAACCGCGGCACGAGAGGAAGGCCUAGCCACGGCAGCCAGUUAUCAGUUGCCGUAUAACAACGCCAGUUUGAAACAGGUAUUUGAGUUUAUCGGGCUCAUCUUACCCGGCGUCUCGGUGCUCACUCUGGAAGGAGGUGAGCGAAGGAAGGCGCCCAAGGUCAGGAACUCACCGCCGGCGAGCCUUGGCGGAUUCGUCUCCAAAUCGGUCCCUGUCCUGGCCAGUAUACGGACCUUGGUCACCAAAGGGCAGUGGAAUCUUUUGAGGGAGGAUUGCGAUUUCUCCUUCCUCAUGGCCGCUUUCCCCAACCUUUGUGAGUGGCAUGGAACGUACAGUAGGCCCAAGUCUAAGAGCUACCUGACCAUGGCGCGGUUCCUUCCUCGCCUGCCCUCCACAAUUACCCACCUGAGCCUAUUCCUCGAAGCCGACUACCGACGGGAAAUGUCUACGCCCGGAUAUGCGUACAAGGUGGCCCAGCAGGUUCACUUUUGUGCGAAGCUAGCCGAGGCAACCCCUGCGCUCGAGCACCUUUCGUAUACGGGUCGCAUCUGCCGAGCAUUUUUCGACGUGGCUGCGCUAAAGGCUAAUCCUCGCCUUACACGCCUCAAGUCUAUUGACUUGACCGUCAAGAACAUUUGCCGCUCCCCCGAGUUUCAGAGCUCAGGCACCGGCAUCUUUGACGUUUCUUUCAUACAAAACUUUGAGAAUCUCGUUCUCGGCGCAAUCCGUUCUAUGGAGGCUUUGACGGCUCUUAAUUUCUUGCGAAUCCGCUACGUUGAUCUUGGUAAGUCCACGAUGCACAACUGGGCCACGAUUGUCCAAUCGCACUUGAUGCUAACGACCGGCCUCGCAGAGUCUGCUGUGCCUCCACUGAACCCCUACUUCCUCAUGAGGGAUGGACGAUGCACCGGUGUUUGGAGCGACACAUUGCUUAGAGAGCUGGCUCGCGUCAGACCCAUGGCUCAGUACGAAGAGCUAACGGAAAACUUUGGAGAUCUUGCCUGGAAUAAGGACGGAAGACUUUACGUUAGCACACAGGGAAAUCGCCUCCGCGUUCGAUCGCUCAAGAUCUCCAGCUAUCGGAUCAUUCAAUCAAAUUCCCGCCCUUAA